AGAGUUCCUUCAUGCCGUGAAUUAGUUUUCAAACAUGGCUUCCGAAGCUGAGGCGGGCGCUGGAGCUGUUGUUGAGGGAGAAACCGCGGAAAGAGAUGCAUCAUUAGGAGACCUAACGGCAAGCAUGGAGUCUGAGUCCUCCAGUGGAAAAGAGCCUGCGGUGAGUGAGGGUCCUGAGGGUACAGACACGCAAACCGGCUCAGGAGAUGAGGAGAACAGACGACAGCUGGGUGAAGUCGAGCUCCAGUGUGCACUGUGUAUGAAGUGGUUCACGGCAGACACGUUUGGCAUCGACACCGCGACCUCCCUUCCAUUCAUAACCAAUUAUGUGUUCCACUGCAAUGUGUGUCAUCACAGUGGAAAUACGUACUUCUUGAAGAAGCCAGCGAAUCUGAAGGAGAUGUGCCUCACUACUCUGGCUAAUCUGACAUGGACGUCACGGACUCGCGAGGAUCAUCCCAAGACCAUGUUUUCCAAAGAUAAGGAUAUUAUUCCCUUCAUUGAUAAGUACUGGGAGUGUCUGACAACUCGUCAGAGACCAGGAAAGCUCACAUGGCCGAAUAAUAUAGUAAAGACUAUGAGUAAAGAGCGUGAUGUAUUCCUUGUGAAGGAACAUCCUGACCCUGGAAGUAAAGAUCCUGAGGAAGACUACCCCAAGUUUGGUCUGCUUGAUCAGGACUUGGCCAACAUCGGACCAUCAUAUGACAGCCAAAAGCAAACCACCGCUGUUACAACAGGGGGCAGUCUGAAUGGUGGAUCGACAUUUUCAGGUGGCCUUCCUCCACCUGGUACGGGUAAAGGCCGAGGCGCCAAACGCAAGCAGCAACAGCAGCAGGAUGGAACCACUGCAGGAACAGCCAAGAGGACACGAAGUGACCCCUUGUUUUCAGCACAGCGCCUGCCUCCUCACGGCUAUCCUCUUGAGCACCCAUUUAACAAAGACGGCUAUCGAUAUAUCCUGGCUGAGCCAGACCCCCACGCACCCGACCCGGAAAAACUGGAGCUAGACUGCUGGGCAGGAAAACCCAUCCCCGGAGAUCUGUACCGAGCAUGUCUCUAUGAGAGAGUGCUGCUUGCCCUGCAUGAUCGAGCUCCCCAGUUAAAGAUCUCUGAUGAUCGUCUGACUGUGACUGGAGAAAAAGGCUACUCAAUGGUGCGAGCAUCUCAUGGGGUACGAAAGGGGGCCUGGUACUUUGAGGUGACCAUAGACGAGAUGCCCCCUGACACUGCUGCCCGCCUCGGUUGGUCCCAACCGUUAGGUAAUCUUCAGGCUCCUCUCGGCUACGAUAAGUUCAGUUAUUCGUGGCGCAGCAAAAAGGGCACACGCUUCCAUCAGUCCAUUGGGAAACAUUAUUCCGAUAGUUACGGACAGGGAGACAUCCUGGGCUUCUUCAUCGAGCUACCGGACAGCACAGAGAUUGCAAAGGCACUGCCUGACACUUACAAGGACAAAGCACUGAUUAAGUUUAAAAGCUACCUCUACUUUGAAGAGAAGGAUUACGUGGACAAGGCAGAGAAGAGCUUGAAGGCAGUGAAUAACAGUCGAAUGAUUUUUUACAAGAACGGCGUGAAUCAGGGGCUGGCUUAUGAGAACCUGUUUGAGGGAAUGUAUUUCCCUGCCAUAUCACUCUACAAAAAUUGUCAGGUAUCAGUGAAUUUUGGACCACAUUUCAAACACCCACCAAAAGACGUCAAGUUCCAGCCAAUGAGUGAUAUGGGCUGGGGUGCAGUGAUCGAACAUUCUCUAGCAGACAUCCUUUACCAUGUGGAAACGGAGGUCGAUGGCCGGCGCAGCCCCCCAUGGGAAGGUUAACCGCAGAUUUCUUCAGCUACACACGUUAAAGGAAAACAUGAUGUCUGGGUACUGGAUCUGUACCAUGUGGCUGAUUUACCACAAGCAAUUCUAACAUGUUUUCUCGUAUCAAGAAAAGAAUGGAAAACCCAUUUCUCUUAAACUCAUUUAUAAUGAUAGCGGCUUAAAAAUCCUUUAAAAUACUCAAAUAUCAUGUGAUUUUAAGAUCACAACUGCAACAUGUUCUGAGGAAACAGACAUGAGGGAACGCUUACCGUGGUGUAGAUUGUUUAUUGUCGCUCUAAUGUUGCUGUAAUGUUUCACGGCUGUUUCUUAAAUGUAACUACGAGCAGUCGUUUCAGUUAAAAGUAUAACGGUGUUUGGUUAAAAAAAAAAAAAAAAAAAAAAGGAUUAUUGUGGUAUAAAGGGACUGAAAAGAAAAAAACAUUUCAGGAUGUGCUAUAAUUAGAAAAUAAUCAGUCUUGUAGCACUGUAGCGAAGGAGCAAAGAGCAAUUCCUGUUUAAGUCGGUGAUUCAUAUAUACAAGUACUGUAGAAGUUACACUUAACUAACAUAAAUACUUGUUUAUUGUCACUAAACUAUAAAUGAGAAUUGAGUUAAUGGGUUUUCUGUUGUUUUUCUUCGUAUAAUGAAAUGUGUCAGUUCUGCUCCAUGGUUCUUGCACAGACAUUACAUAUGCGCUGGGUAGAAAUUCAGUUGAAAUACGCUAGAACAUUCCUUUAAUGUGAAGCCUUACCCGUGAAGCUAAUACACUUCUAAACGCCCAAAUCACAACUGUACUUCAUCUCUGUUUCAUUUUUCACUCGUCAGUGAAUCUGCUGUGCAAAGUACACAGCAUCUUUCAGAGAAAUGUAAGGCUCAGAGACAUUUCUAGCGAGUGAGGAACAUUCGGAUGUUUAUUACACUGUUAAAUUAUGGUCCUGAAUCUGUACCGUCGACAGUGAAGCCUUAUGUGAGUUAUUAUCCUGCUCAUGUGUGUUAUCCAAUGUGUAUUAUUAUCAAGAAAUUGUAUCACAUCAUUGCUGAGAGUUAAAGUAAAGUACAGGAGUUCUUGUGUGCCAUUGUUUCUUUUACUCAUGAUACAUGAAAUAUGUGAUAUGGCUGGAGUUGGUUUUAAAAAAUUCUAAACUCCAACAUAUUCUCUGUCGCAUAUCAGACACCAGAAAUAACAGGCCAUACAUUUAGUCCUAGUUUUUUUUCUUUGAGCCCUCUUUAUUUUAAUUCCUCGUUAGUAAAUUCCAUAAAAGUUGUUCGCUUGGAUGUAAAGUAUGUUUUAUUUUAUUGGUGUUUCCAUAUCCCUAAGCUUUGUUUUAUACUGAAACUUGUUUUAAUAAAGUUAAAUAUUGUGAAA
Messenger RNA from Hemibagrus wyckioides, 3164 nucleotides. RefSeq names its product ash2 like, histone lysine methyltransferase complex subunit (gene ash2l). The record is from RefSeq and is a predicted model, not a curated record. The coding region runs from base 35 to 1813 and encodes 592 amino acids. The transcript has 17 exons. Gene Ontology annotation, molecular function: protein binding; transcription cis-regulatory region binding. NCBI's taxonomy places the organism in Eukaryota, Metazoa, Chordata, Actinopteri, Siluriformes, Bagridae. Gene Ontology annotation, cellular component: Set1C/COMPASS complex.